CGGGGCCAACCGGAGCGCGGCCCUGGUUCCUGAGGAGAAGAAGAAGCGAGAGGAGGGAGAAGAGGGGCGGCAUGGAGCUCCGGAGGACGGUACAGAUCUGCCGUUUCCACCUGCUCCUCCUCCAGCAUAAAAAGAGCCCCUGGCUGCUCUCUGCCCCACAAUGCCGGCAGCGCUCAGACUCCCACCUGUCCAGAUCUCAUGGACAGAGGGGGCUGGUGAAGAAGUUGUUCCUGGGAGUAGCAGUGGGACUCCCCUUGGCAGUCGGGAUCCGCUAUGCGAUGGUGGACAAGCAGGAACGCCGUAAGAUGAGGCUGUUGGUGGAAGGUGUGGGUCGCUUUGUCAGAUCUUUGCGGCUGGGAGUCCAGAUCUCUUUGGAUUACUGGUGGACUGACCAUAUCUUGUUGCGAGGCCUGGAUGAGAACAGCCCGGAAUACAAGACGGUCCUCUCCAGCUGCCACCAGCGGGCGGCUGAGUGCCUCGUCUCCGGUGCCAUCCAGAACGGAGGCCUCUACAUCAAGCUGGGCCAAGGCCUGUGUGCCCUCAACCAUCUCCUGCCCCCGGAGUACGUCAACACCCUGCGUGUGCUGGAAGACAAGGCGCUCAAGCGUGGCUACACGGAGGUAGACGAUCUCUUCCUAGAGGAUUUUAAUGCCAGGGCAGACCAGAUCUUCCUGGAAUUCGACUACCAGCCCAUUGCUGCUGCCAGUUUGGCCCAGGUGCACCGAGCCCGGCUCCAUGAUGGGACUCCUGUAGCUGUGAAGGUCCAGUACAUUGACUUGCGGGACCGUUUUGAGGGGGACAUUCGCACCCUAGAGUUGCUGCUGCAGAUUGUGGAGCUGAUGCACCCCAGUUUUGGGUUCAGCUGGGUUUUGAAGGACCUGAAGGGGACGCUGGCUCAGGAGCUUGACUUUGAGAUCGAGGGACGCAACUCGGAGCGCUGUGCCCGCGAACUGGAGCACUUCCGCUUUUUGGUGAUCCCUCACAUCUACUGGGACAAGAGCAGUAAGCGGGUCCUGACAGCUGAUUUCUACGAAGGCUGCAAAAUCAACGAUGUAGAAGGAAUUCAGAGGCAAGGCCUGCAGCCCAAGGAUGCAGCAGACAAGUUGAUCCGAACAUUUGCCCAGCAGAUCUUCCUCACGGGCUUUAUCCAUGCUGACCCUCACCCGGGAAAUGUGUUGGUACAAAAGGGCCCAGAUGGAAAGGCUCGACUCAUCCUUCUUGAUCACGGCCUGUAUGAGUUCCUCCAUGACAGGGAACGGGAAGCCCUCUGCAAACUCUGGCGGGCCAUCAUUUUGCGGGACAACAGCAAGAUGGAGUUCUACUCCAAGCAGCUGGGAGUGAAAGCUGAAGAUUACUUUCUGUUCUGUGAGAUCCUGCUGCAGCGGCCCAUCAACAUGGCGGAGUUGGCACUCUCCAAUGUGUUGACGCGAGAGGAGACAGCCUACAUGCAGGACAUGGCCAAGAACCGCUUCGACCGGAUCAUGCAAGUCCUGAAGGACCUUCCUCGUUCUAUGCUGCUUGUCUUCCGCAACAUCAACACUGUGAGGGGCAUCAAUGUGGCCUUAGGGACCCCCGUGGACCGCUACUACAUCAUGGCCAAAAGUGCAGUGAGGUGCUGGAGCCAUACCAUUAGCCAAAGGUCCAGUGGCAUUAGCAACAGCUUCCUCUUCCGCUGGAUCCGUGCAGCCUGGGAUGGCUUCCUCUUUGAGUUUGCACUCAGGGUCCAGGUAACGUCCAUGAAGCUAACUACCUCUUUCUUGCGGUUCCUGGUUUAUGUUGGUUUCCUGAAAGAAAACGAAGAUCAAGAUCAGAUCUAUGAGUUCCUAGAGGCAUAGGAAGGCCUUAUCCCAGGGGGAACAACCAUUUGGCUUGAAAUGAGCGGGAAGGGUGGGCUUUGAAACCCUGCCCAAACUUGACUUGUACCUUGUGUGUGUGGCUUUUUAAAAAAGAUUCAUGAACUGGGAAACAUUCUUCUGCCCCCCCCCCCACCUUUUUUGUAUUAAUAAAAUACAACAGCAGUAACAGCAUCUUUUGACACGUCUGGUCCCACUCCAGUGAUGGCUGUCAUUUGCCCUACAAGAGGAUAGCUUCUUUCCGUCAAGUGCAGAGCAGAGGACUGCCACCUACGAUAAAUUAUGCUUCCUUUUUCCCCAAGAGAUUUCACAGAGAACUUCCCUACCUGCUAUAAA
Sceloporus undulatus (fence lizard) is the source of this 2189-nucleotide messenger RNA. It is a transcript of the gene ADCK5, whose product is annotated as aarF domain containing kinase 5. The record is from RefSeq and is a predicted model, not a curated record. The transcript is spliced from 15 exons. Bases 72 to 1835 code for a protein of 587 amino acids. Lineage: Eukaryota; Metazoa; Chordata; Lepidosauria; Squamata; Phrynosomatidae.